Messenger RNA from Guillardia theta CCMP2712, 5676 nucleotides. RefSeq lists its product as hypothetical. Bases 1 to 5676 code for a protein of 1891 amino acids. The record is from RefSeq and is a predicted model, not a curated record. Lineage: Eukaryota; Cryptophyceae; Pyrenomonadales; Geminigeraceae. The transcript has 4 exons.
AUGCAAUGCCUCGUUGGCAUGUAUACUGGCAAUUGUGAAUGGCUAGAGGAAUUGAAUAGCCUCAAAAUUCCAAUCAAUGAAUGUGCAAAGAAUUCCAAGGAUGGUAUCAACAUCACUAUUCCGCAAGAAGCAAACAUCGUCACUCCGAGCGUAGGAAUACCAUACGAUGAAAGAUCCAUCACAAUCGAAACGAACGCUUUGGCUGGGCCAGUUCUUCCUACUCCUGUACAGGUUGUGCCUCCCAUCGGGUCCUUCCUCGACUCCAGCAGCCUCGCGUUUGAUCACAACGCUUCUGCAGCAGAGGUCAGCACUUUGUUGUUGAGAUUCCGAGCCAGUAUGUCAAUCUUCAUCGGGGAGGUUGUGACUCUCCAUCUUCCUGGCUUCCAGCAGGAGCGCCAAGUCCCCGUUGUUUUUUCCAGUGUUGAGUUUUCGGCAGCGAGCUGGCAAGCAUCUUCGCAGUCACUCAUUUUCACGGCUGGGGAAAACAUCACAGCGGGGACACUGUGCAAUGUUACUGUUCUGCGUGACGCGAUGAUACGGUUGCCUUUGGACGGAGUACGGGUCAAUCAAAGCAGUCUGAAACUGAGCACCAAUGCACGGCAGGGGCCCAUCUUGCCAACGAGCAUCUCAUUGGUCCAGCCUGUAGGACACUUUGUACAAUCUGAGCUGUUGUAUGAUCCAGGAAUGGCUGGAGUACCAAAUAAAAUAACUCUGAAGCUCGUUGCGAGCAUGAAUAUGAGUGCAGUGAAGGAAUUUCGCUACCUAGCGAGGGAAUUCGUACAAACUCUACAAGAUUUCUACUUAGAAGUGAUGCAGUCGAGGGACCGGUCUAUAAAGCAUUUGCCAAUUCCCUUCCCGUGGGAUGGUCAAGGUACCAAUGUUCGAUUCAACUUCAUUCCAGAGAUGGCACUAGAUAUCAACGAUAUUAUCACAGUGAAGCUUCCGGGUUUCUCAACCAACAAUGUUCAAUCGAAUUUUAGUCUGAUAUCAGAUCCAAUUCAGAUUUUCAGCUCCGCUUCCUGGAACUCGAUUACGCAAGAGCUAAAAAUGACAGUUAGCGCCCAUGUGGAUAUGAAGACCAAUGUCUCGAUUUGGACCGAGCCGACGAUAAAUCUGACACUUCCAAAUAUAGGAGUUGGGAAACAUAACAACGGAAUCAUGCUCUCUGCUGAUGCAGCCGCUGGACCUGUCUAUUUCAUUCGGCCAUCCUAUAUACAGUACAUUGGAUCCUUUCUGGACUCCACAGCUCUUUCUCUCUCGCCUAUCCUUGCUAAUGCAUCAGUCGUAAUUGAAAUCUCAUUUGUUCCAGAAAUGAAUAUUUAUCCUGGAGAAAGCAUCAAGAUAACAUUGACGGGUUUCACCGGUAAGGACUUGGCUACAGGGCUGCCAGAAAACAACAUUUUGUUCAAUGUGACGUGGACAAGCAGCGAGAAUGUGCUGGAAAUCAUUCCAUUGAAAUUGAUCACCAGAGGUACCAGCGAGUUAUUGGUAAUCCCGUCAUCGUUUGGAAUUAGAAGCCCGUUGACCGGUCUCAGUGGCAAUCAAACUGAUUUAAAGAUCAGCACUAAUGCUGCGGAAGGGCCUGUUUUACCCACUCCAAUACGACAAUCACCAUCUAUAGGAUCAUUCGGUGACUCUACAAGGCUAGAUUUCUCACCACACAUACCAGGUGCAUUAGCGGAGGUGUACAUCCAUUUUGCUCCAACGAUGGAUAUAUUUGCAAACGGAACUGUAGUAGUCGACCUCCCGCUCUUCUCAAAGCAGCAGGGAAGCUGUGUCGUGUUUAGCUGUGUUCCGGAUGUUGUGUCUGAUAUAACUUUCGUUGAUUCUCAAUUGAGAAUUCAGACAUUUAAACAAAUCAAUGCGCAACAGAAUGUUUCUAUCGUUAUAAGUAACCGUUCCGGAUUCACAGUUCCUUUGGCUGGAAUACAAAGAGAAACCAAGAUCUACACGAUUUCUACACAGGCAUCCAGUGCUCCUGUUAUUGCUACACCUUUUUAUCAUGUGAGAUCAUUGCCAUCAAUUUUGUACAAACAAGCGCAGGGAUUUGUAGUCGCCAAAAUAGAUGCGAAUUCUGUCAUUCUUGAUGCAAACGCUGAUAGCACUUUGGACAUCUACAAAGCUUGCACUCUGAUAGUUUACUUCAACGGAACACAAAAUGCAUUCGAGGCAAGGGUGAUCCAAGAAUUUCAAUCAGGCCGACGGGCGAUAGUGAAUGGAAACUUCUCAAGCAUCAAGAACAACAAAUAUGUUAUCCAAUGUCCGACACCAAAGUUUUUCUUCACUCAACCAAUACCUGGCAGCAAUAUUGAUACAUUGACAUUUGAAAUGGUAUCCAGAUACCCCUUGAGCAGCGGUGACAAAAUCUCGUUACAAGCACCAGAUUUUCAGUUCUGUAGAUUCCGAUGCUGUCCAACGUCUAUCAUACCUACAGGAAUUCUUGAGGGCCAGGUUUCAAAUGUCGAUAUCGUUCGAGGAAACGUGACUUUCAAUUACAGCGACCCCGAUAUCGUGUGGAACGGCGAUGAUUCAACCUUUCUAGUUACUAUGAGAAGGGACGUCAUGCCAUACACGUUGACACGGGUAGUUAUCAACACAGUCAAUGCAAAUGGCCACGCAAUCUGGCCACCGGAAGUCCUGCUACCAGAUUCAAACAAGAUUGGUGUUUCUAUUUCAACUAAAGACAGUGACAUGUCAUUGGUUCCAAUCAUAGUUUCGCAACCCAUUGGAUUCUUUGCAAGUAUCCCAAAAUUGGUUUUCGAUCCCCAAGUUGCAGGCGGAAACACGCAGGUUACUUUGAACUAUUCGACCAUUGCUGAUUCAACCGAUCCGAUCACGAAGAUCAAGCUGUAUUUACCCAGUUUUACUGCCACAAGUCAGACUUUCUCGUUGCCAUCAAGUACCAUCUCGAUAUCUCAAUUGGUUGGUGGAGUCUCCGUCAAUAUUGUUUGGAAUCAUCAAGCCACGUCACAUGUCACCUAUACGCUUCCAAGUACUUCUGGGAUCAAAUUGCCAAUAACAGGUAUAAGAUCUGAACAGAAUUCAUUUCAGAUUGAAGUGAAAGACGGAUUUCCUACGAUAGCAUCAACGAGCAGGAUUGGAGCCUUCGAAAACGUCAUGAUGUCUUUGAAUCCACCUGUUGCAGGCUCGACAGUGCAGAUCACUGUCACUCUCCAAAAUAAAAUGCAGAUCAUGAAUGGCGAAUCGAUUUCUCUUCGACUACCAAGAUUUGAAUGCUCCCAAUGUGACAAAGAGCUGCCACUGGGUGGACGGAACAGGAAUGAUUUCAUUGCACAGUGGGAUUCGCAUUCAUCGACUUUGAUCUUCGUUGUGAAGUGCAAAUCGAGGUUUGAUGUCGGAUACAACUUUGAAAUCAUCUUGCAACAGUCAGCAGGCUUGAAAUCCCCUGCUCUUGGAAUAUCCACGGAUUAUCAAUCAAACGCCAUCACGAUAUCAUCAAAUGCAACCGAUGGCCCAGUACAUGACAUGCUGGUUGCAGACGUCACUCCAGUUGGGCUCAUCGAAGAUUCUACCAUACUGUACAGCCGGCAUCUGGCUGGAGCAAUCAUCAGCUUGAGAAUAUCAUUCAAAACAAUGUUCAAACUCGAUCGAGGGGAUGUCAUCGAUGUAUUCCUUCCCAAAUUCAGCGUCAACAAUCCCGUCUUUGCUGAUUCUGCUUGUUUUGGGUUGGGUUGUGCAUUUCUCAGCUUUGAGACAAAUUGGAUAGAAAGUCAGGCAAGACUUUCAAUCAGAAUUUUGUACGGUUCUGCAGCAGUUGGAGAUCUUGUCAACAUAUUCAUCCCUGCUGAAAUUGGGAUUCGGCUACCUCUCGGAGCACUUUCACAGAAUGAUGCAUCCAUCAGUCUGUCUGUCAGCGCUGCAAGCGGAAAUUAUGCGAAGAGUCCAUUUCAUUACUCGGAAUCUGUGGGCUACGUGCAAUAUUCAGAGAUCGAUUUUGAACCAAGAAGAGCUGGCUCCCUCGUCCAGGUCAAUCUGCUGGUUGUGCCUGCAAUGAACUUGACCAGUGGAGACCAAAUUAAUGUCCAGCUUCAAAACUUCGUGCGAGUAGAUCCUGCUUCAAGCUCAAACUCUGCUUCAAAUUCGUACCUUUUGUCAUGGUCCUCACAAUCGCAGCAACUUACGAUCCAAUUACUUACCUCCUAUGCUGCUGGUACAAAUGUUCGUUUUGAAAUUCUAUCUUCCUUCGGGAUUACCACCCCCAAUGACGGCGUAGCACCAAACUCAAUUUUCAUCCAAGUUGUCUCCAAAAGCGGUUAUGUGGACUGGGGAAAUGUUGGACAAGCUCCAGCCAUUGGAUCGUUUCUGUUUUCGAAAAUCUUAUUUGAUCCAGCGGUUGCUGGAUCUGCAUCAAACAUCAACAUUGAUCUCCAAACUUCGAUGAGCUUUCGACCCAGUGAUCAGAUUGUUGUUGAAAUGAGAGGUUUUCACAUCUUGAAUAACUCCGAUGCGUUGGUACAAGAAAGCUGUUUCCGAGUUGUUCCGGAAAAUCUAUUGGCUGUCAGGAUAAUUUCAAAGCAGAAUCACAGCAAUUCGAACGAUACCAAUCAAUCUUUGAUCAAUUGCACUUGCCCUUACGUUUGUCAUGAACAAGCAAAUGGGAUAUCUUUGUCACUCGAUCUCAAAACUGAGCUGCCUGCACGGACAUCAUUCAAGGUGGAACUCCGCGCGUGUGCUGGAAUAGUCAUCUCUAAGGUUGGUGUCACGGAUGCCGAUGUCGUGAUCAGUACAAAUGCUUCUUUGGGCUUUGUAUUAAAAACACACUUCCAGCAAUUGACUACAGUUGGCGCCUUUGCAGAAUCGCCCGAACUCAUGUUUUCAAUCUCAAACACUACCAGACGCACAGCAAUUUCAGUUGCCUUCAGUACAGUGAUGACCCUAUAUUUGAAUGAUGCCAUCGUGCUCUGGCUUCCUCAAUUCACCAUCAACCGACAAGAAGCGACUUCCUUGCAAAUGAUUGUGGACAAUGAAACGUUUGCAGUGAAAAACUAUUCCUGGCUUAGUUUUACCAAUGAUCCAUGUAUGGGAGGUAAGCUAUUCAUAAACGUCCCAACAACGAUUCAAUCUUGUGUGGGACUUCAAGUUCUUGUUCCGGAGACGUUUGGAUUUGUUUUACCUGUUUGGAACACAUCGACUUUGAGCAAAGACUUUAGGAUACAGCUCAUUUCUGAUCGCAUGCCAAUCCUACCAACUACAGUGAGUAAUUAUUCACCAUUCCAAGACCUGUUCGAAAUCUUCUUCAUUGACUUCACAGGGUAUGAUCCUGAAACGUGUGGCAGUGUACGGACUAUAGAAAUCAACUUCAAGGCCAACAUAGAUUUCCAAGAUGGUGAUAACCUGCAAUUGAAGUUGCCUGUGGAGUACGAACUUCUCCCAGGAUUUCAGACCCACCCUAAAGCAACUUCGGGUUUCAACAUCACGAGAUCGAACGAUGUCAUUGAAAUCUACUUUACAGAGCUUAAGCCCCAUUCAACGCCGACAAGCUUGAGUAUCAACACAUCCAACCUACUGAGGCUGCCCACAGCUGGACAGGUGGAAAAUGCAAGUAUGAUUGGAAUACAAGCUUCCAUUGGAAAAGAAAAGAUGUGCAUUCUUCAGAUAUUGUUUACAGAAUUCGUGUCAACAACACAAGAAUCAGACUUCCUUACAACGGCGUAA